AUGAGGUUCUUCACCCUCGCCGCCGCUCUUACCUCUGUGGCUACUGCUGCUCCCUCUGCUGCCCGCUCUGCCCUUGACGUCAAGAUUGAAUCGGCUGGUAACUCUGGUCAGGUCAAGGCCACCAUUACCAACACUGGCAAGGACAACCUCCAGAUUUUCAGGCAUGGCACCAUCUUUGAUGAUGCCCACACCGAAAAGGCUGCCAUUGAGGCCAACGAAGAUCGAUGCUGGCUGGCCAGUCCGUCGAGCCGCGUCCUCGGCUACACUCAGCCCUCACGCAGCCUCCAGGUCUACUGCGACCUCUAUUGGGACGACCUCCCCGCCAUUACUAGCGGCUGCCACCGUCAGGACCAGUCCACUACCACCCUCCACGAGACCGCCCAUCUGCGCGAGAUCGCCGGCACCGCGGAUAAUUGCUACGGCUACGACAACAUUCGCAAGCUGACCACGGCGCAGAGCCUGUACAACGCUGACAGCUACGAUAUGUUUGCCAGCGCCAUAUACUCUGGCUGCUAA
Messenger RNA from Beauveria bassiana ARSEF 2860, 516 nucleotides. RefSeq names its product metallo-endopeptidase-like protein. NCBI's taxonomy places the organism in Eukaryota, Fungi, Ascomycota, Sordariomycetes, Hypocreales, Cordycipitaceae. The record is from RefSeq and is a predicted model, not a curated record. Gene Ontology annotation, biological process: proteolysis. The coding region runs from base 1 to 516 and encodes 171 amino acids. Gene Ontology annotation, molecular function: metalloendopeptidase activity. The transcript has 3 exons.